AUGAUACAAAUGAGAAGUGUAGAUCAAAAUUCUCUUAGACCAAGGACUACCGCCGGUAGUUUCCAAUAUUUAUAUAAGAGAGCUGAUAGUGAUUCAAGUUCCUCUUCAAAAACCUCUAGUAGCAAAUCUACAAAAUGUACCGGUACUAAGGCACAAUGUGAAAAACCAAGUAUGAAUUCACAUUCUACAAGUGUGACUGUUGGUGUCGCAGUAGCAGUCCCAGUCGCGGUUGUGAUUAUUGCAUUAGCUGCAAUUUUAAUCGUCGUAUACAAAAGAAGCAAAAGAGAAGCUCAAGAAGAUAACGACCCUGAUUUCGAUGGUGAUGGAGAAUAUUUACCAAAUGUUCAUCCGUACGCAACACAACCACAAUAUUAUCCUACAAAUGAUCCUCAAUUUGCUACUAGAAACCAAAAUACCUAUCCGCCACAGCAACAGCAGCAACCGCCUAUUGAAAAUCCAUUUUCUAAUAUGCAAAGAGUAGACUCGUCAUGGGCUGUCGAACCAUUUCAGUUACCUAAUACCGAUGAUACAAACUCAUUGAGAGAGUUCGCCAAACAAGUUCAAAAUGAUAAACUUGGCGGAUAUCAUUUGGCAUCAAGAAAUGGAAGUCGGGUAGAGCUUUCCCAACAAUCAUCUAGUGUUUCUAUACCGACUAUCAAAGAUACCAUUAAAUUUGCUGCAACCGACGACUCAAGAUUCGAAACCAACAAUAACGGGUAUUCAAAUUCUCAAAGAACAGGAACGAUUGAUUUUGAGAGUAGUUCUAAUGGAAGUCCAAAUACUUUCUUAGAUGAGAAACUGGUGAAAAAUUCAACAGUUUCAAUUCCAACUGAUGAGUUACCAUUAAAUACUACACAAAAUGCGAUUCAAAAUACAUUGGAACCAUAUAACGAUGCCUUUGAAUUUGAAAAUAAUCGUGAAGAUGAUGCUGAUGAGAACAAUGAGGAUGAUUAUACUAUUCCUCUCUCUAGUUCAGAGGAAGAAGAUAUUAAAAGAAUGAAAAGUAUUUACCAAGUAUAUCUAGACAGGAAUGGAACAACUUAUCAAAAGGCGGGCAAGAUGAACGAAUCUGAUACACCUUUAGAAACUGCAACCAAAAAUACAAAUUUACCGAUGGAACAAACAACUUAUCCUACAGAAGUUGUGGAAGAUGUGAGCAACCAAUAUGGAAAUCUAGACUUCCAAAGCAAUCAUGAAAAUAAAAAUACCGAUACUUCUGCUACAUUAGCCGUUCCUACGUCAAAGACAAGAGCGGCAUCUUCUAUAUAUUCUGAAGCACCCUUUCAACUGAGCGCACAACAGCACUAUCAACCACAACAAAGUUAUCAACAACCACAGCAACAAUAUCCACAAUAUUUGCAACCCUUACAGCAAGUUCCUCCUCAACCAUAUUUACAAUACCCACCCCAAGCAUAUAAUCCACAAAAUCAAUAUUAUCAAUCACAACAACAAUUCAAUCAUCCUCAAACAUUAGAAACCAUUGGUGAAUUGCCAACACCUACUGGACUGAUGAAUUCCGCAUCAUCGCAUUCCUUAACAUCUUUUAGAAACCCAAGUAAACAGCAGAUACAAUUACAAACAGCAAGACUUAAUGGUACUGCCUUGAAUCCUGUCGACCACCCAGAAAUGUUCUACACCUCUACUCCAGACGCUUACAACAAUGGCCAAGGAAAUGGAUAUGCAGGUACCGAUGCUUCAAUCCAAACGAAUAUGAAAAAGGAAACAUCGACGGCUCCAUUACCUUUCCAACUUAGACAGAGUAUCGUUAUGACAAAUCCGCACGAUUUGCAAGCUGUUCCAACCCACAAACCAGCAGGCUCAUUUAGAAAUAUUAAUGCUGCUAAUAAUUCCAGAAAUAACAGUUUGACUUCACAAACUAAUCCAUACUACCAGCAACAACAAAGACAGUUCAAUUCUCGUGUAAGUGGUAUAUUAGAAGAAACAGAUACAGUUCAACCACCACGUAUGGGUGCUAUACUUCCGCACAGUGGUUCUCAAGAAGAUUUAAGAAGACAACUUGGGUCCUCGGACAAUUAUAAUGUCACAUAA
Molecule: messenger RNA, 2049 nt
Organism: Naumovozyma dairenensis CBS 421
Lineage: Eukaryota; Fungi; Ascomycota; Saccharomycetes; Saccharomycetales; Saccharomycetaceae
Gene: SKG6
Product: Skg6p
Exons: 1
Coding region: 1-2049 (682 amino acids)
Source: RefSeq, a predicted model, not a curated record